CUUCUAGAUUAUAGUACCUACAGCCAAGCUGCAGCCCAGCAGGGCUACAGUGCUUAUACCGCCCAGCCAACUCAAGGAUAUGCGCAGACUACCCAGGCAUAUGGGCAGCAAAGCUAUGGAACCUAUGGACAGCCUACUGAUGUCAGCUAUACCCAGGCUCAGACCACUGCCACCUACGGGCAGACUGCAUAUGCGACUUCUUAUGGACAGCCUCCCACUGUAGAAGGGACCAGUACAGGUUAUACCACUCCAACUGCCCCCCAGGCAUACAGCCAGCCUGUCCAAGGAUACGGCACUGGUGCUUAUGACACCACCACUGCAACAGUCACCACAACCCAGGCUUCAUACGCAGCUCAGUCUGCCUAUGGCACCCAGCCUGCCUACCCAGCCUAUGGCCAGCAGCCAGCAGCCACCGCACCUACAAGACCACAGGAUGGUAACAAGCCCACUGAGACUAGUCAACCUCAAUCUAGCACAGGGGGUUAUAACCAACCCAGCCUAGGAUAUGGACAGAGUAACUACAGUUAUCCCCAGGUACCUGGGAGCUACCCGAUGCAACCAGUCACUGCACCUCCAUCCUAUCCUCCUACCAGCUACUCCUCGUCACAGCCGACUAGUUACGAUCAGAGCAGUUACUCUCAGCAGAACACCUACGGGCAGCCGAGCAGCUAUGGACAGCAGAGUAGCUAUGGUCAACAAAGCAGCUAUGGGCAGCAGCCGCCCACUAGUUACCCCCCUCAGACUGGAUCCUACAGCCAGGCUCCAAGUCAAUAUAGCCAACAGAGCAGCAGCUACGGGCAGCAGAGUUCAUUCCGACAGGACCACCCCAGUAGCAUGGGUGUUUAUGGGCAGGAGUCUGGAGGAUUUUCCGGACCAGGAGAGAACCGGAGCAUGAGUGGCCCUGAUAACCGGGGCAGGGGAAGAGGGGGAUUUGAUCGAGGAGGCAUGAGCAGAGGUGGGCGGGGAGGAGGACGCGGUGGAAUGGGGUAAGAGCAAACCUUUUCUCCUUUUACCUAACUGUGUUUCAUCCAUAGGGUUUUCAAUGGAAAGAAGGGACUGAAAGACAUAGAAAUUUAUUCGAUAUUUCCAUGGGCAAUCUGUUGAGGUCAAGCCAUCUUCUAAAACAUGGAAAUGUCAUUUAAGUGGCAGCUUGCUUUUUUCCCUGCCAGUAACCUUUGUUGGGUUUGGGUGAACAAAGAAUUGUUUUGAAACUAGAGCUUUCAGUCUCCUUCAUGGUUUUCAGAGGUGAGAGCCUCUUUGGGUAAUAGAUUUGGGAUGGAACACACACAACCCUUCUAACAACCCUAGGUUUUAACUAAUGUCCUGAAUGGUUGUCUUGAAAUACCUGGUGUAUGUACUGCAGAGAAAGAAUGCAGCUGUUUUCCAGUGUUUGUGCCCAGAAUUGUUGAACAUGAUGAAGACUGGCCCCAUAACCCUUAAACCAUGGCCUGAGGUGCCCUGAUACAUAGUUAAGUUAUAGCACAGAACAAUUUUAGUAACUUCCUUACAGAGUAAUGUGUAUGAAUAUAGCAUCACUCCCUGUUGCAGGUCUCAAAAGUCUAAAUUGGUUUGACCAUUGUGAUUGAUGGCACGAUCUGGUUUAGAAAAUUGUUUAGAUCAGUAAUGUGACCCUGCCGCCUCUGCCUACCCUUUCCCCCCUCCCUCCAUCCCUCUUCCCUUUCUGGUGUCUAACUUUGAUGAAGGUGAGGUAUGAUGUUGGUGGUUAACAUAAUCCAGAUUUAGUUAUGUGUGUGUUCUGUCCCUAUAUAAACUAGUAAAGAAGUUAUGCAGAAUGUGGUAGUGACUAAAUUUGAUUGGGGUAACUGCUAAAAGAAAAACAAGCAAUUCUUAUUUAUAGAAACAAA
This is a messenger RNA of Acomys russatus (golden spiny mouse), 1865 nucleotides long. RefSeq names its product RNA-binding protein EWS-like. The transcript has 8 exons. Lineage: Eukaryota; Metazoa; Chordata; Mammalia; Rodentia; Muridae. The annotation marks the transcript as partial. The record is from RefSeq and is a predicted model, not a curated record.